This is a messenger RNA of Zea mays, 3305 nucleotides long. Its product is annotated as kinesin-like protein KIN-4C. The record is from RefSeq and is a predicted model, not a curated record. The transcript has 10 exons. Bases 933 to 1943 code for a protein of 336 amino acids. Gene Ontology annotation, biological process: microtubule-based movement; mitotic spindle organization; spindle elongation. Gene Ontology annotation, molecular function: microtubule motor activity. NCBI's taxonomy places the organism in Eukaryota, Viridiplantae, Streptophyta, Magnoliopsida, Poales, Poaceae. Gene Ontology annotation, cellular component: microtubule associated complex.
AGGGUCUCGGUGAGGGAGAGGAGGGAUGAUCCAAAUAAUAUUGUCCAUUAGAUUUGAAUAAGAGAGGGAGUAUCCAACGAUCUGAACCGUUGAUUUUGAUGGUUUGCUAAGUUUGCGUGUAAUUUGUUUGGUGGAUUUAGUGAAGUUUAUGGGUGUAGGGGUGAUUUGGUUGAUGUGCCUUGCAAAGUCUAAACUGAUGGAUUAUAUAGCGUUAUAAAUAAACAACUACUGCUACUCUACUAGUUAAUAACUACACUAGUAUAAUAUUCAUGUGUUCGACAAAAUUUUCUUAAUUCUAAUUGUCCGGGCGUAUUGUGGCGGACGACAUAUAAAUAUUCGAUAAAAUGUUAACUCAUAACAAUCAUCGACUUCAGUAUAUCACAUAUUCUUUACUAGCAACCACCGAUGGGAAAGGUAAUGCUGGGGUGCGGCGGCGGCGUUUGGCGAGUCGGAGGCCAGCAAUAUAGCCUUGAUGUUGCCUAUGGCUUUGCAGAAGAAUUUGGGUGAGGGAAGCGGUGAUGGGAACUAGAUCAGCUACUUCAGCAAAAGGAGGUACUAGUCCCCUGUCUCUACUAUUUUGACCACUUUGUUUCUUAACACUAGCCUUUUAUUUCUAAUUUACAUGUACUGACGUAGUUAUGUAUCCUCAAUCUGCUAGCCCAUUAUUUUUUGUCUUGAUUCACCUUGUAGAGUAUAAUUAUACCUCCUUUUCAUGUUUCAAAAGGCAGAGAUGAAACAAUUUGCCAAGAGUGAUAUUUUUGUUCUCAAGCAACAUUAUGAAAAGAAAUUAGAUGACUUGGAACAAGAAAAUAAAGCUCUUCAGGUUUUUACUAGCUUACCUUGCGGACACUAUGCUCUUUUUUCCCCUGAAUUCUUGUUUGUAGAAAGAAAUAGAGAAUCUUCACCAUGCAUUAACCAAUGUAUGUUCUUCUAUGGAUGAGAAUGCUCAAAAACUGAAAGAAAACUAUCUUCAGAAGCUGAAUGCACUUGAAUCCCAGGUCCAUGAGCUCAAGAAACAAAAAAGUGAUGAGGCAGCAAAGCGUUUACAAGAAGAUAUUCAGCAUAUAAAAUCUCAGAAGGAUCAGCUUCAACAAAAGGCCAAGCAAGAGUCUGAAAAAUUUAUGUCUUGGAAGGCUGCCCCUGAAAAGGAAGUAAUACAGCUCAAGAAGGAAGGGAGACGAAAUGAAUAUGACAUGCACAAGCUCUUGGCUUUAAAUCAGAGGCAAAAAAUGGUCUUACAGAGGAAAACUGAAGAAGCAGCAGCUGCUACAAAAAGAUUCAUGGAGUUGCUGGAAGCAAAGAACUCAUCACUUGAGACAUAUGGCAGUGGAAAUGCUUCGGGGAUGCAGGCCUUAAUGCGAGCUGUUGAUGAUGAACUGGAAGUCACUAUAAGAGCACAUGAAUUACGCUCGUAUUACCAGCGACAAAUGCAAGAGAGAGCAGCAAUAUCCAAGGAAAUAGCAAAGCUGGAGGAGGAACCAAAGCACAAGAUGAGUGAUUGUCCUCAAGCUAUGUCUCCUAGUGCUAGAAGUUUUAGGAUAUCAGCAUUAGAGAACAUGUCCUCAUCAUCAAGCGCUAUGGUGUCUAUGGCUUCUCAACUAUCAGAAGCAGAGGAGCGGGAGCGGGUAUUCAAUGGUAAAGGUAGAUGGUAUCAUGUCAGGUCCCUCCCAGAGGCAGAGAACAUAAUGAACCACCUUUUCCAGUUAGCAUCAUCUUCAAGGUGUAAAGAAAAAGAACACACCAUUAUGGAAUUGAAGGAAAAGGUGGUUGUGCUUAAUAGUGAAAUCAGGCAGUUAGAAACACAAGCGACGGAUCUAAGGAGCACAAAUAAGAGGACAUAUCCUGUGCAAUCACUCAUUUUGGUGCAAGCGUGCAAUCAAACUAUCCAGAGCAUCCAAUCUAGAUCCAACGGUUUCAUAUGGAAGGGGUUAAAAGUAAAAUAGGUACUAUGUUUUAGAUGGAAGGGGUUAAAUAUAAAAUAACAGUCAUCAUUAGAUCUAUAUCGGAUGCACCAGAUCGCUUGAUUGCAUGCUUGCACCAGGAUAAGUGAUUGCAUAGGAUAUUUUCCCCACAAAUAAGCAGGUAAAGAUUCUCCCAGUUUGUACUGUGCAAAUUCGAUGACGCAAAAGUAUAAAAUUAUUGUGUACAAUAUUUAGAUAUAACUUCGUGAUCAUGCACAUGCUAACACUUUCUAGUUUCUACUAAUCGGUAGCUUUUCAAUGGAUUGAACAAUUCAAAGAAAUCUGCUAGGUCGAAUGGCACUGGAUUUGCUCCACGUCAGGUAUUUUUCUUUGAGUGUUUUCAAGUUUAUCUAGUGAUAUUCGUGGUAAGUAUGCAAUCUUUGCGGUUUUUCUUGUUAGAUAUGUCUGACCAUUCCUCGUACAUGCAUAGUGUUCGACCUUCCCAGCGUUUUGGUUAUAGCAAGGACAACUUCAAUUGGGUGGACGAUAUGGACAUUUCAGACAGUGAGCAGUUGGAUGAGUUAGAGGGUAUGCGUGAUGGAUCUGAUUCAGACUCGGUACAGUCGACCAGGAAAGGCAGAAACACACCAGUCAAGAGCGUGUAGCCAUUCAAAUCCUAACCUGGAUCGUCAAAAUACACACAGACGAUGCAAAGCCAGAGAAGCCCUCAGACGAAAAAGUGCAGUUUGCCCGAAACUAUUCCAUCGGACGGCUGUUCCUGCUCAAAAGCCUCAUCAUGCAAGACCAAGAAGUGCCAGUGCAGAGGCUCAGGUGCACAAUGCGGUGCAGGCUGUGGUUGUAAGGAUUCCAAAUGUACAUUGUGGCAUCACCUCAUUCUGUGUGCAACUGUUGUGUUCUCAGGUUAAAAAGUGGCGCAAUUCAGCAGUUCAACCCGUCCUUGGAUCUUUACUUCCCUCCGAGCCAGAGACACCGAAGCUGCCCCUCGGAACAGCGCCGACAUUCCCCUAAAGCUACCGAGGGCCAUGGCAACUCCUGCGGAGAGCAACCCUACCCUCACGGACCGCAAUGCUGCCAAGCCCGACAAAUCCGUCAGCACCGGCAUCAAGGAUAGCACCGGAGCUGCCGCCACGAGGCCACCGUCUCAGCUGCGUCUGUUGCGAUAAUCUGAUUGUGACAUUCAGUAUCCGUGUCGCGGAAGUCUUUUGCUGUACAAUGGGGGAGGCUGCCUCCUGCCUUGGCGUCCUUUGGAGCGAGGCAGGUAGACGUAGACCCUGGAAGGCUCGCUCUCGGCGUGUUCUUUUGCAACGACAAUGCCUUGUACUCGCCUUAGCUCUGCUUUGGUGGAACGCAACCUUAUAAUGGUGAGGUAACAUGGUGCAUUAA